Penicillium concentricum is the source of this 186-nucleotide messenger RNA. RefSeq lists its product as uncharacterized. The transcript has a single exon. Lineage: Eukaryota; Fungi; Ascomycota; Eurotiomycetes; Eurotiales; Aspergillaceae. The coding region runs from base 1 to 186 and encodes 61 amino acids. The record is from RefSeq and is a predicted model, not a curated record.
AUGGACAAUCUUCUGACCCUGUUUGACUUCCUCCCUAUGCGCACCCCUGAAGACCUGUCGACUGCCUACUUUAAAAAAAUAGUGAUCGGCGAUAUCCUUGCUGAGGAUGUCCAACAGCAGGAAGUGAAUAUGUGGAGCAAAACGUUCCCUCAAGUCCAAUCCGGGGGCUACUGGACUUUUACCUGA